AUGCGGCACAUCACCUCCUUUCUUUAUUUCCUGAUUUCUCUUGUGAUACCCAUCGCUGCGUCCGACUACCAUGAACAGCUCGUUCUGAAGCCGUUGCCUCUGUCCGCCCUACUGGCGAGCUUCAACUUCCGGUCCAACACAACCCUUUCCGAGUUCGAGGCGCACAACUUUCGAUUCUUCCCGCGAUCUCUCGCCCAAAUACUGGAAUAUUCUGGCACAAAAGAACUUCAUCUACGCUUCAGCCUAGGGAGAUGGGACGCUGAGAGCUGGGGCGUCCGGCCAUGGGGCGCUGACAGCAAGUGGUUGACCUUGACGAACGCGCUGUCGGGCCUCUUCUGUGCCUCGCUGAACUUCAUCGACGGAACACGGACAAUACGGCCGAGUAUGUCCUUCCAGCUCGAAGGCGACCACUCCGAUGCCGUGGUAUCGAAUCUACAUCUGCUGCACGGAACACUUCCUCGAGAAGUUGUAUGCACGGAGAACUUGACGCCUUUCCUGAAGCUGCUUCCAUGCAAGGGAAAGGCCGGCAUCGCUAGUCUCCUUGACGGACACAAAUUGUUUGACUCCUCAUGGCAGAGUAUGGCUAUCGAUGUGCGACCAGUCUGCCCUGAGGGCGGCGAGUGUGUGCUUGAGAUUGAUCAGUCUAUUGACAUGGUCCUUGACAUAGAGCGGUCCAAGAGACCUAGAGUUCCUGGCCAUGAGCUCAAAUGCAACACUUCCAAAGAGUACCACUCAGAGGAUACCUGCUUCCCCGUCGAGUACAGCAUAGGCCAGGACUGGUCCAUCUCUAAAAUAUUCGGCAAGCCCAUUCAGGGAUCAUGCCCGUUGGCUGAUGCUGAGGUAGCUCCCGUAUGCUUGGAAGUGCCAGAAAGUAGACCGGUCUGGGUCACUGAAGGCGUCAACGAGUUCAGAAACAGCAAUGAGCAGAAACGCUGCUAUAGCGCGAGCCCGGAGAGCACGAUCGAUCUCAUCUUGCCUCCAAUCGAGAGAGAAGGCGAGAAUGCCCAGGUCCAUGCUGAAGAAUACGUUCAACCGGACAUUCCCCCACUUUACGCUGAGCGCAGUCUAACUGGGCACGGUCAAGAACGAGGAGGCGUCCAGACUAUCCUCACAAAUCCCAGCGACACUGAGGACGUCAAGUUUGUCUACAUGGAGUCGCUUCCGUGGUUCAUGCGAAUCUACUUGCAUACUCUAGAGGCCCGAGUUCUGGAUUCCUCCAGCGGCAAGCAACAAGAUGUCAUACAGGACAUAUUUUACAGGCCGGCCCUCGAUCGGGAACGAGGCACGCAACUGGAAGUGAAGCUUCGUAUCCCGCCUCGGUCCACAGUAUUUUUGACCUAUGACUUCGAGAAGUCGAUUCUGCGGUACACAGAAUACCCACCCGAUGCCAACAGAGGUUUUGAUGUAGCUGGUGCAGUCAUCACCAUUCUAAGUAGCGACAAGUCGACCUCGAACCUUCGGACUACGGCGUUGCUACUCAAUCUCCCCACCCCAGAUUUCAGCAUGCCUUACAAUGUCAUUAUUUUCACUUCGACGGCUAUAGCACUAGCUUUUGGGGGCAUGUUCAAUCUUCUGGUCCGGAGGUUCGUCGCUGCGGACGAAGGGCCUGAGGUCACUCUCACCAGGCUGAAGAACAAGCUGAACGCGCGCUUGGGUACUCGUUUAGCCAGCUUACUCGGAAGAGGUAAAACUACACAGGCGCCAACGGUGGAAAGCAAGGGAUAG
Messenger RNA from Diaporthe amygdali, 1725 nucleotides. RefSeq lists its product as uncharacterized. Gene Ontology annotation, biological process: attachment of GPI anchor to protein. The record is from RefSeq and is a predicted model, not a curated record. The transcript is spliced from 3 exons. NCBI's taxonomy places the organism in Eukaryota, Fungi, Ascomycota, Sordariomycetes, Diaporthales, Diaporthaceae. Bases 1 to 1725 code for a protein of 574 amino acids. Gene Ontology annotation, cellular component: GPI-anchor transamidase complex.